Molecule: messenger RNA, 5658 nt
Organism: Cyanistes caeruleus (blue tit)
Lineage: Eukaryota; Metazoa; Chordata; Aves; Passeriformes; Paridae
Source: RefSeq, a predicted model, not a curated record
UUGCAGAUGUAAGGAAAAAAAUCCCUGAUGUUACCGUGGUCAUUUGAAGGUGCUGAAGAAGAAAUAACUUUGAAGGUGAAGGCGGAUACAGUUUUAAGACAUUAACUUAGAAACUAGCAGCUUCUUGGUUUAGCAAGCCAAGGUCGACCUCAAGCGCACCUUCACCUUCCGUAACUCCAAGCAGACAUACACAGGAAUUCCCAUUAUAGUGGCAAACAUGGACACUGUGGGAACAUUUGAAAUGGCUGUGGUUAUGGCAAAACAUGCAAUGUUCACUGCAAUUCACAAGCAUUAUUCUCUGGAAGAAUGGAAACUGUUUGCUGCCAAUCACCCAGAAUGCCUUGAGCAUGUAGCAGCAAGCUCAGGUAGUGGACAAGAUGAUUUGAAAAAGUUAACAAGUAUACUAGAGGCCAUUCCAGCUAUCAGAUUCAUCUGCCUGGAUGUAGCAAAUGGCUAUUCAGAGUAUUUUGUGGAGUUUGUGAAGUCUGUCCGUGCCCUGUUCCCACAUCACACCAUUAUGGCAGGCAAUGUGGUGACAGGAGAGAUGGUAGAAGAACUUAUUAUUUCUGGAGCAGAUAUUAUUAAAGUGGGUAUUGGACCAGGUUCUGUGUGUACCACUCGGAUUAAGACAGGGGUGGGCUACCCACAGCUAAGUGCUGUUAUUGAGUGUGCAGACUCAGCACAUGGCUUGAAAGGACAUAUCAUCUCUGAUGGAGGAUGCAACUGCCCAGGAGAUGUCGCCAAAGCGUUUGGUGCCGGUGCUGACUUUGUCAUGAUUGGAGGAAUGUUUGCAGGCCAUGACCAGAGUGCUGGAGACAUUAUAGAAAAGAAUGGCAAGAAGGUGAAACUAUUCUACGGAAUGAGCUCUGAUACAGCCAUGAAGAAGCAUGCAGGAGGGGUUGCUGAAUACAGGGCUUCAGAGGGCAAGACUGUGGAGGUACCAUACAAAGGGGAUGUGGAACACACCAUCCUGGACAUCCUCGGGGGGCUGCGCUCCACCUGCACCUACGUGGGAGCUGCCAAACUCAAGGAACUGAGCAAGAGAACGACGUUCAUCCGGGUCACCCAGCAGUACAACGAGGUCUUCUCCUAGCCUAGGCCUGGGGGGCUGGAGAGAGGGGCAGGGGAGAAGAGCAGGAAGGACUGCUCUUUUCCUUUGCUUUCUCCUCCGUGUUGUGUUAGUGGCAAACUUCCCUCUCAGAAUGGCAGUGUCAUAGCCAUUGACUAUGGCUGGGAUUUGGAAGGGGAAGGUCAUGCUAUUAACACAGUGCCGUUGAUUCAAAAUGCAAUAGCCUCAUCUUUAUUGUUGUGCCUAUUUUAUUUUUUAAUCAACGUUUCUUCACCUGUUUUUUUUCCCCUCUGAUAAAUAGCUGCUGAAACCUCAGUUAACAAGGAAUUGGCUUGUACAGACAUGGCUGUUAACGCCUGCACACGUUCACACAUUCCCUUUUUAAGACUGACCUGUCAGCUACCUCCACUUUCUGGCAGUGCACCUUUCAGAAAUUGCAGGCUGGGAGAGAAAAAGGUGCAAGGAAUUGCAUGGAGAAAUCAAAUUCUCUUAAUCUUUUUUCUGGCCAAAGAAUAGAUGUUAUGGCACAGCUGCCAGCCUGCAAAAUGUCAGAGGUGGAUGGUAAAUGAGGCCUGGCUGCUGGUGACAUGCUAAAAUUGCCAGAUCUCUGUCACUUUCAGUUCACAGGGCUGAUGUUGCUGUUGUUACUUAAACCUUCCUAUUCAAUGGACUUGCCCCUUCAGAGAAGCUGGCACUGAAUGUAACAAAACCGUGCUGGCCCCCCUGCCCCCAUCUGAGGAGAUCAUUCAGGUGAACACUUUUCAGAGCUUGCCUGCUUUAUCAUGAGUGCAGUUACUGAAUUACAUGGAUUCCUGCUUUUACUUGCUCUCUGGGAGCAGGUUCUUAAGACAUUGAAACUCAGCAACUGACAAGGGGGGACGAUUCUUGCGGUCCUCCCUGUUCCCUUGCCUGCUCACAUCCAUUUAGCAAAGAUGUAAAAAAUGCUGUGCAGUGCAUUGUCUGUGGCCAGGUAGAGGAGGCCAGAGGGAUCAAAUUGCUUUCUGGUUAUGUGGUACCACUCCUUUGCAGUCCUUGACAUCAUGUAAAGCAAGAGAGAGUUUUUGGCAGAACAGCCUGAUUGAUUGCAAGACACUGUCAGGCAAUGGAGUUAAAGCAUUUGCUCUAAAGGUAGUAAUGAAUGUUUGAGACUCUGGGUAACACUUCAGUAAAGUGUAAUGGCCUUAUAAUUAAUUGAUAAAUCACAAUGAAAAUGUGGAAAUAUGUGUAUUUGGAAAUACAUGUUGCAUCCACAUGAAUACCGCAGUAGCUCGAUGCGAUAAAUGAUGCAAAAGUGAGCACCAAUGAAUUAAUAAUGCUUGACCACUUACUUUAAACUGCUGCUGAGAUCAUAAUGCGGCUGAUGAUACUUCAGUACUUCAGAGUCUUACUUUCCUCUCCUAUAGACAUCUCUAGAAAGAGGCAGGCUUCCUUUGAAAAGCAAAAGGGUGAUCUGUAGGAAAAGGAAUAGCAAAGAGAAACUCUAGAAUUAAACUCAUAUGCUGGACUGCUCAAAAAGCCAAUCACAAGGACUGGUACAAUGCUGAUCACUGGUGAUUUUUAAGUGUGUUGUGCCCAUUAGAAAAAGCACAGGAUAUCUUCUAAAUUGCCUGGUAUUUUAAAUGUCUUCCAUUUAACACGUAGGAUGUACUUCUUAAUUGUGGGAUGACCCCUUCCUCUGCUUUGGAAGUGGAUGAGGCCUUGAUGUGAGUACAGGUUAUGCUUGUGCUGGCUGCAAGGACCAUUUGUCCUGCCCACAUAUCAUAAAGGAAUGUGAAUGCAGAAGAGAAGCAGGCUCUGUGAAUCCAGGCCCUGAUCUCUGUUCCCUCCAGCCUGGAAGCAUCAUGUUAAGAGAAUGCCAGGCUGCCUCGCCACAGAAAGGCGCCGUGGGCCACCUACUGCUCUCAGCUCACUAGGCCCAGAGCAGGGGCAACAUGACCUCUCUGCACCAGUACAGCUGUGGGACAGCACUGUUCCUCUUUUUAUGUGCUGUAAGGGGGAAGCAAAUGGACACCUCUUGUCAGGAGUGGGGUUAGACCACCACGGCCCAGGCCUGACCACAGGUGUGUCUCCACACUGGUGCCUUCACACGUGGGAAGUGCAGCACUCUGCUGGUCUCAUGCCCACUCUCAAUAGCGCUUUUCUACUUUUUUUUAGCUACAUUUCUAAGUGGAAUUUAAGAAAUACAUAUGCAUAUAAAAAGAUAUAUAUUUGUAAACAUUUUUUUUUUUUAAAGAUCAUGCACACACCAAACCGAGCAGCUUCAUGAUGGCCUCAGAACAUUUUCUUUUCCGAAGGGCAGGUGCUGGGGGCAAGGGGAGGCUGCUUCUCCACAAGUGUGGCAAAUGGAGCUGUUCUUAAGUUGUCCCCCAAAUUCUUCAGGCUGUGAAUGAUGCCAUGAAUGGUGACUGAUAAAGUUUUGAUAUUAGGUAUAUUGUUUUGAUAUGCAGGAUGUUUUCUUUCAUUUUCUUCUCUCCAAAAGUGAGCAGGAAAGACAAAUGAGAUGCAGAAAGGCUGAACCGGUAGCAUGUCUGCAUCUCACCCAGUUAUAUGUGAGUUUUGUUCAGGAAUAACCCUCAGCUAUGUCAGUGCCAACCAUUGACACUGUACAUAUACAGCUCUGAGACAGGCUGGAAAAUAAAUUUUAAAAAACCCUAAAAACUUAAAAAAGAAAAGGGUACUUGAGUCCCCCUUCCUGUGCUGCAGUCAUUGCCCUGAUCUUCACUUAGCUCCAGGUUCUGUACCCUGCUCAAGCCUGCUGCCACUCCCACAAGGAACUGAGGCAGAGGAAGCCAGGAAUACACUUUGGCAGGAUGGUCCAAGUCAAGACCACAACCACUGACAAUGCCAUGUGCCAUUUGUGGAUCUACCUCACCUGCGCAUCUAACUGGGUUCUUUGUUAUUUGGUGUGCUUUUGUGGGAAAUGAAAUUUGUAAGUGCUUAAUAAUGCUUAGUGUUGAGUGAUUCUGCAUAACCAGGUUUUCUCUAACCCUACACCCCAACCCCAUCCUCUGUCCAGAGGAAUAUUAUGAGUGUGACAGCCUGUACUGGCUGCCCAGGGCCAUGCCUGUUUCCCCCAGCCAGGCAAUUGUUGAGCUCCCAAAAGCAGUGUUGAGGUUCCCACUGGCUCCACAGGGAUGCAGUUUAGCAUACCAAAGACCUACAAGUGGGGAUGCUGAAAAGGGCAACAUUACAUCAAUAAGCAAUCCCCGCUGAGCAUGUCUGCCUUUGGCUUCUUGAAACAUAAGGAUGCCUCUAACACCCCUGGUGCUCCCAGUCCUGCUCUGGGGUUGCUGCAGCACAUUGUGCAGGGUGGGCUUCUGCCCACAGAGCCUGGUUACUGGAACUCUCCUUGGAGAGGAAGGGCUCAGCACAGGAGAGGCCUUGCUUACUCCCCAGUAACUCUGUGGUGGCUGUGAGGAGUGCACCAUGCACAUGGACACCUACUGUAGGUGUAAGCCAUUGAUAAAGGGGUAGGCCUUGAGCCAGCAUCCUGACAGAUGCAAAACAAACCAUGCAGGUCUCCAUUCUCUGGGAGAAACACAUUCCCAUCUGCUCAUUGGAAUAGCCAGUCCCCACUGGCACUGGGGCAGGGGCUUUGGCUGUGCUUUCCUCUCCCUUAGGGUAUGGUGGGGUUGAAUGUAGAAUGGGGACACCCUGUAUAUAUGGAGAGUUGUAAGCAGGAUCAGAAGAAGCCUCUGUUUGCCUUUGGGUAAGUUUUCCCAUAUGAAAUGUGCCUGUCUCUUCUUUCAGCUAACAGGGGUAGAAAGGAUGGGGAUAAGGAAGAAAUGUGGCAGCUGUUGGCCAAGUCCCAUGGUGUUGGGACAGGUUUUCAGUCAAGGACAUGAUGAGAGUUUGAAGCUUUUCUGAACCAAGCACUCCCUAGUUUAUACCUGUUGAAUUCUACUCUCAUGCCAGACUUGUUGCUGCAGCUGCCACCGUAUGUAGUGUCUAUCCAUCACCAUCUCACGUCCUCCACCAGGGGAUGGUGCUGUUUAGUUGCUGAUACCAGUUUUACACCAAAAAUUCUUUUUUGGAGCCAGGAGGGCUUUUGCAACCAGUGCCAGGUUUGGCCUUGUGUAGAUGAGAGGGGAGGAAGUGAGGCCCAAUACCAGCAGUUUGCCCUCGCAGCAGCCAGGGCCAGCCGGUGGGAGAGGGCCAGCCCUUCCCUGCGGGCUGGGAGCUGCCAGGGGCAGCAGCAUUGAAGCAUGUCUUGAGUAGAGCUGGCACAGCUCUGUACUCAGGAGAGACCACCCCCUGCAGCCUUAGCUUCAUUUGUGGUCACACAGAUGCUUAAGCGAGCCCUCCCCAACAUUUAUUUGACCCAGUGUUUGCUGACUAAAGUUUUCAUAUAUAAAUCAGCAGUUUGGAGUCCAGAACUCCCUGACAUUGCCUGUGAUAACUGUGAAGCGCUUCUGUGUCAUUGGCCAAAAGCUGAUGGGUUUUCAGUGUUUUGCUGCCCUGCUUGGCCCUGCUGAGAUGGUGAUGAGAGCGCUGCCCCCCUUCCCUCUGCUGUGGCAUCCCUGUGUGCACUACCCAAUCAUCCCAACUGCUCCCAAGUUUUUGUUAUGCAAUAAAGAGCUUCACUCUGA